Cladocopium goreaui is the source of this 1017-nucleotide messenger RNA. The record is from the annotation of a GenBank genome assembly. NCBI's taxonomy places the organism in Eukaryota, Dinophyceae, Suessiales, Symbiodiniaceae.
AUGUUCCAUUCGGUUUUCUCCAACCUCGGGACCCGGGGAUUCGUUUUUGCGGAUAAGGUGAAUGACACCGGGGUGCCAUGGGACUACCGCAUUUGCUUCAAUAGCGAUGUGGUGGCUUGGGCUCCCAAGCCCUUUCUGCAGCGCAUCGACUUAGGUUGGUACAAUUCCAGCUAUGACGAAGAUCAUCCAAAUGGUUCUGUGUCGCUGCACUAUGUGAACUCCAUCACCCGCAGAGAAGUCGCGCUGCAAUGUCACUGUGGACAGGGGCCUGAAAUCACAUCGUGGACCACAGGCCACAACCACACCCUGCAUCUUGCGCUGCCGACGUGCUGUCGGUUAGCACACGAAGAUGGGGCCAGACCUAUGUCAGUGCCCGAAAUCUUCCAUUGGCUGCUAGCGCCUGUUGCGCGCUUGGAACAACCCUGUUUGGGACUGAAACGCGGCAGUUGGGACUACACCCUUUGUUUCGAAGAGAAUAUCUCUCAGGCAUCCUUGAGCCGUUCCCCAGCAACUGCCGAAGGGAAGGUCCCACCAGAAGUGCUCCUUGCAGGGCCGCCUCCGCCGGAGGUCGUCCCACGUUUGGUGACUGCGGAGCCGGUGGUUCGUGGGCAAUCGGUAGGCGUAGGAGCAGGUUUGAGCUCGGAGGACGGCAGCGCUGCAUGGGCCGCAGUACCUGCAAAGCUGACCGAAGCCCUGGGUUCCCAGCGACGGAGGGCAUUGGAAUUGGACCUGGCUGAGGGACAGGACUGCCGCGCAGCCAAUGGGACUCGCAAGCACCGUGUGCGUGUGAGGUGGCUGUGCCCUGCGACCUGGCGUUCCACGGCGCCGGAUUUGGAUGGAGGUCAUAGCGCCCUGCUGGCAGUGGAGCGGCCGAGCGGUGACCUGGCGGAGAGCGUGGGAUGCUGCGACUGGGUGGUCUGGGUGACCUCCACCCUACUUUGCACCUGGCGUCCCUUGCGCCCCGCCGCGUCGAGCGCGCAAGAAGUGCAGUGCCAGGUGGAACAGCAGGUGCGGUAG